This is a messenger RNA of Talaromyces stipitatus ATCC 10500, 1789 nucleotides long. RefSeq lists its product as uncharacterized. The record is from RefSeq and is a predicted model, not a curated record. The transcript has 5 exons. Gene Ontology annotation, cellular component: protein phosphatase 4 complex; nucleus; cytoplasm. Bases 65 to 1267 code for a protein of 400 amino acids. NCBI's taxonomy places the organism in Eukaryota, Fungi, Ascomycota, Eurotiomycetes, Eurotiales, Trichocomaceae. Gene Ontology annotation, molecular function: protein phosphatase regulator activity. Gene Ontology annotation, biological process: protein dephosphorylation.
ACGAACAAAUCUCAGCGACCACUCUCGCUCUUCUGCUGAACCACGGCGUGAGGGAGUAGGAAAUAUGCCACUAGAUGAAGAGUUGCUGGAGAAGGUCGCCCAGGAUGGGUCUAUGGACUAUGACCGGUGGCCUGAACAACUAGAACCAUUAAUUCAACGCCUUGACGAGAUCAUCUGUGAAUUUCCCAUACCGAAAGUACCGCCCGAAGUAGCAUCCUCCUACGCCUCCUCCUCUUAUCAAUUCCACGACUCUCUCCAAAGCAGUAACAAGGAGAAUACUCCUCCUUCCCCUCCCGCAACCCAGACAACAUAUAGCGGUGCUUCAGCGUCGACUUCCGAAUAUAACACGGCCACUCAAACCUUGGUCCCAGACUCUCAACCCUCCCAACCCGAUUCGAACUCUCUACCUUCUCCACUUUUGUCUCUGAUUGCUUCGAUCAAGAGUACCCUACGGACAUAUUUUGCGUCCAAACCACCGCACACCGUUCAAAGACUCGCAGAGUUGAUUUUGCGUCCUAGGCGUCAAUAUCGAACACUUCCGGCUUACCUGCGAGCCGUGGAUAGAGUAGUCUCGGUAUCGAGCAGUGCAGAUAUUUUUCCGCUUCCCCGGACAGGGGUGUCUGCUGAUGAUGAGCUAACGAACGGAGUCACCAAUGGCACAAGAUCAAGUUUUAUGGUAACGGAUGAGUCUCUCGGUAGUGAUGAAUCUCUGGGUGGAGCAUUAUUGACGCCCAUACCCUGGCUGAGAAAUCAUGAUCUUGAGGCUGUACAGGCUGAGAUGAUUGCAGAAGGUUCCGUUCCACUACGCGCGGACGCUGCAGUCACUCAAGGCGAACUCAUUAGACAGGAACAAGAAGCGGGCCUGGUUGCUACAACGCAAACGCCGCCACAUGUCUCUUCACGAUCUCUAGCCGGGAACGAAGAAGAUGGCGAAAACUCAUCUCCGCAGCCAGAAGAAAUACCACAUGCACGAGGACCGUCGGUUCUCGGCGUUGAAGAUUUAGGGUUACAAGACGGCAAGGGUGUGGAAAUGGUUCUCUCAGAUCCGAACAAGUCACAGGAAGAUAAACCUGGAAUGGACAUGUCAGAUUCAGAAGUAGGUGGUAUAUGCAAUGAGGCCUCUUCUGAAAUAGAGAAAGGGAAUAACGACGACGAUGAUAUCAUCUUAGACGACGUGACGGAAAACCAAGACACCACACCCUUGACAGAAACAAGCGCAGCACCAGAGACGAGGGGCUCAAUGACAGAGCAGGAUGAAACGGGUUGAAUCCGCUUAAAGCACUAGUGCUAUGAUGGGAUGAAACUAAUGACACUGUCGUUUAAUCUUUUUAUGCUUCUACCUAUUGAACUGCCAUCUGCUUUUUUGCAUCUAGAAUUUGACUCUGUAUAUCCGCCUUCUUGCUCCUUUUUCAAGAAGUAGGUAGUUAUUAUUAUUUUGAUAUACCCCUCAAAUAAAUAAUGAUUUAUGAAUAAUUAUACAUGUUCGUCCCCAAAAGGGACAGGAAAUUAAUAGGUGCGAAAUAAGAGCUGGGAGUACCGAAUUCGUAGUAUCAUACAGCCGUUCAUAGUCCAUGAGCCGAUCAAAUAUGUGGUCAUUUCCAAAGGAAAAUAAAAUGGUCGUUUCGUCGUGAUUUGAUAAUAUAUGUUCGUCUUCGACUUCUUCACAAGUACGUAACUUGUACUAUAAGUCGUAAUUCACAUGAUAUGCAAAUGCAUGUGUGGAAAUGGACAGGACUGUGCUCUGGAUGUAAAGCGAACAUCAUGACUGAAUCGAUGAUUGAAUUGAUGA